CCCUCUGCCAGUGCUAGUGGGGCUUCAGUUCCGCCUUCAAAUACUCCCCCGACCUCCUCGUCCCAUUCGUUCCAUUCCGUGAUUUCCAUCCCAUCCCAUGUACACCACCCACACCCAACAGCCUUAGCUUCUCUCUCUCUCUCUCUCUAAGCGCAAGUGAAGCAAAAGCAAGCCACGGUAGUGCUCCGCGCGCCGGCCGGGGGCGGCGGCAGCAUAUGGAGCCGGGGCUCGGCAAACGCCUCAUGACCGUGCUCCAUGCCGUCUACCACAUGAUGCGACGUGGCCUGUGCCGCAAGCGUCUCAUGAUGGACCUCCACCUCCUGCUCGGCCGGGGCAAGCUCGCGGGCAAGGCGCUCCGCGACCUCCUCACCGCCGCCUCACACCACCAGCACCACCACCACAUGGUCGUGCCGCGUCCGCCCUCCCGCGCGCCCCCCACCGCCGCCGCGGGCCUCUCGCUCCCGUCCGACCCCCAGCCCCAGGUCGACGUGCAGUCGUUCAACUCCUGCACCGCCGCGCCGUCAUGCUCCUCCGGCAAUAACAAUGGCGGCGGCGUCGCACGUCCGGCCGCCGCCGGUGGCCUCGGACGCGCGUUGCUCCCCUUCAGGAUCCGCGGCCGCCGCGGCGCCUCCGCAGCCAACGGGUGCGGCGACGACGGGCUCGUCCUGGCCCAGGUGGCGCGCGCGCUCGAGACGAUGCAUGAUGCCGCCGACGACGUCGCCGUUCACCCGUCGCCGUUGGCGGCCGCCGCCGGAGCCACGCCCUCGCCCAUGCUGGCGCUUAGCCUCGGGCGCAGCCCCGCCGGAGCCCGCCGCCUGCGCGUCACCGACUCGCCCUUCCCGCUCGACCCGCCCGAGGGUCUGGACGCCCGCGCCGACUCCACGUUCGACGCCUUCAUCACCAAGUUCUACGAGACUCUCCGCCUACAGCAGGCCGACGCCACGCCUGACAACCGCGCGCGCCGCUAGCUGUCCAUCCAGCACGGACGCGGGACGCCGCGCCGCCCGCAUGGCUACAGCGUGCAUUGCAUGCAUAUGGCUAUGGGCGCGGACCGCGGAGCACGGGGGCCUAUAAAUAAAAUAAUAUAUACUCCUGCUACUGUCAUGCGGGCCCGAUCUGUUUUACUGCCUGCAUGUGUAAUUUUACUUUACUUUCCUCGUCCGUGAUAAUCGAUCUCGAGUAUAAGAUAGGGUCGGUCGGUGAGGAGACGAGAACAAGCAAGGCUGGGUAGCUGCCUCAUAUCUAUAUCGAUCUGUCUUUCAUAUGUAUAUAUGAGAUGAAAUGCUAUAACUUCAUUCUCAGCAUUUCA
Zea mays is the source of this 1309-nucleotide messenger RNA. RefSeq lists its product as uncharacterized. NCBI's taxonomy places the organism in Eukaryota, Viridiplantae, Streptophyta, Magnoliopsida, Poales, Poaceae. The coding region runs from base 216 to 968 and encodes 250 amino acids. The record is from RefSeq and is a predicted model, not a curated record. The transcript has a single exon.